AAGAACUCGACGGAUUGUAAAUCUUGCAUUUUUAUGAUAGCGCGACCUCGUGAUCUUAGCAUUAAAGAUCAGUACAACAUCUGAGGCUUAUCUGCGUGGACUUGUUAUAGUAUGUAAAUAAUAAUAACCAAUAAUAAUUAGUUUUAGUAGGUAAUAGAACAAAAUGGUGGUCAAUAAGAGUUAUAGUAGUGAUAGUGAUGGUGAUUUAGAAAUGUGUGCAAAUCAUAGUAAAGUGGAUAAAGGGUCUUAUGGAUAUGAAGAAGCUUUGGAUUUAGCAGGUAACGGCAAGUACAACAUCCUGCUGCUGCUGGCGUGCUUCCUGGUGAUCACGGCCAUGGGCAUCGACAUCUUCGGGCUGGGGAUCAUAGUCGCAGCCGCCACCUGCGACCUGGGGCUGACGCUGCAGCAGAUCGGCAUCCUGUCUUCAAUGUCUUUUGCUGGCAUCAUCGUAAUGUCGUACCCCUGGGGCUACCUGUCAGACACGCGAGGCCGCAAGCUGGUGUUGCUGGUGGCCAUGGUGGGCAGCUUCGUCAGCGCGGCGCUGAGCAGCCUGGCGCCCAGCUGGCAGCUGCUGGCCGCGCUGAGGUUCAUUAGCUCGGCCCUGUCGAGCGCAGCUGAGUCGGCGACAUACGCUCUCCUCGGCGAGUGUUGCGGCGCGCGGGUGCGGGCGCGGUACAUGCUGCUCGUGACCAGCGCGCUCAUGCUCACGCCCACGCUCUACUACAUAUGGGCAUACCUGAUAAUGAAGCUGGACUUUUCGUACCCAUUCCUCUGGCUGGAGUUCCGGCCCUGGCGGUUGCUGACGCUGGUGAUGGCGUUGCCGCUGGGGCUGGGCGCCGUGGCGCUGUGGAGGUUCUGCGAGAGCCCCAAGUUCCUGAUCAAUGUAGGGAGGAGUAGCGAAGCGGUGGACGCGCUCGCCAGGAUAUAUAGAGUCAACGGGGGGAAGGGGGAAUUCCCGGUAAAAGAGGUGUACCUAGAGGAAGGGAAUAAGGAAGAAGUGGGGGUGUUCUCCCUCCGCUCACUGUGGACGCAGAUUGCGCCCCUUUUCCAGCCCCCACUACUGGGCAGGACUCUGCUGUUGUUCUACCUGACUUUCGUCGUCUAUAUCGCGAACAACAGUUUUGCGAUCAUCCUGCCGACGAUCUUCAAUGUGUUUUUCACGUCGUAUGCGAGCAGUGGCGCCGGAGUUGGCUUCUGCGAUCUUUUCGCCAUGGCUAAACAGGAGAAUUCUACUAUCGUCCAAGAUGCCGACACAGUGUGCGCGAACUCGAUAAAUGACAACACGAUCUGGGCAGGCUGCGCUCACGGCCUCUCGUUCUUCGUGCUCAACGCGCUCAUCUCACAAUGUGCUGGGAAACGAAAGUUGUUGACUAUCGUGAUCCUAGUGAUCGCUGCAGCAGCAGCUGUCGGGAUCGAUCUGACGGGUGAGCCACUCUCUGGCUUAGUGCUGUUCUACGUAUUCCUCACCACUGCCAUGGUCUUUGGCGUCAUCUCCUCGUACUUCGUGACGCUCUACCCAACAUCCUACAGGGGUAUGGUGGCUUGCCUGGGCAUGAUGGUGGCACGGCUGAGCGCCUUCAGCGGCACCAACAUCAUCAGCGGCGCCAUGACUCAGCACUGCUCCACCGCGUUAUACGGCGCUUCUGGACUUGUUAUUACUGGAGCUAUAGCCGCAGCGCUGCUGCCGGGCGACAGUCUGCAGGCGGGGUGAAGUUAUUCUGAUCUUCGAAGUCUUCGAACCUACCAUCUACCAACAAUUUAAAGCUAGGGACUCUUCAACCUUCAAAUUUAAUGAUGCCUGUACACCGAGUCUCGGCCAAAAUCCGACCUGAUCCGAAAAGGCCGGGACGAGAAGGGAAGAGAGCAGUAUGUAUAUACUCGUUCUCGGCCUGUCUUGGGGUCUCUCUGCGAGUGUGUACACUUGUACAGCCGGGCCGGCACAUUCAGUAUUAAGGUCCAACUCCACUAAAGAAAUACAC
Cydia pomonella (codling moth) is the source of this 1979-nucleotide messenger RNA. RefSeq names its product synaptic vesicle 2-related protein-like. The coding region runs from base 164 to 1711 and encodes 515 amino acids. NCBI's taxonomy places the organism in Eukaryota, Metazoa, Arthropoda, Insecta, Lepidoptera, Tortricidae. Gene Ontology annotation, molecular function: transmembrane transporter activity. The transcript has 11 exons. The record is from RefSeq and is a predicted model, not a curated record. Gene Ontology annotation, biological process: transmembrane transport.